UCUGCCCUACACGCUUUGGCCCAGCCUUGCUCUCCUCCCUGCCGAGCUUUCAGCCUGUUCUCCGGCUUUCUCGUCUUUCUCCGGACUUUAGACCCGACAGGACAGGAACCAUGGCGGAUCAUGGACUGACAGACGAAGCCGCUGCAGCUGCCUGCAAAGAUGGAAACCCGAUCACUAAGGAUUUCAUGAUGCAGCAGACGAUGCUGAGAGUCAGAGACCCGGUUAAAUCGCUGGAUUUCUACACCCGCAUCCUAGGAAUGACCCUGCUGCAGAAAUUCGAUUUCCCCUCCAUGCGCUUUUCUCUCUACUUCCUGGGUUACGAGGACAAAAAAGAAAUCCCGGCUGACGUCAAAGAGAGGACGGCGUGGACUUUCUCACGCCGAGCCACUAUCGAGCUCACGCACAACUGGGGUUCGGAGACAGACGAAAGCCUGUCUUACCAUAACGGAAACUCAGACCCUCGAGGUUUUGGCCACAUAGGAAUCGCCGUGCCAGAUGUCCACGCCGCUUGCAAGCUGUUCGAGGAGCAGGGAGUGACCUUUGUUAAAAAGCCUGAUGAUGGUAAAAUGAAAGGUCUGGCUUUUAUUCAGGAUCCAGACGGCUACUGGAUUGAGAUUCUGAGCCCCAACAGCAUGGUGUCCAUCACCUCGUAAGGACGCCGCCGCGACCCCGCGAUCAGAAGCGCAGACGUUUACAGAGAAAGCUGACAAAAAGAGAACGAAUGGAAAAAAAUUGAGCCGUCCUUUUAUGACCUCACACACGGUCCUCUUUUGGCGGAGAGGGUCAAUCAGGAGCAGCUUGCGAGGUGCAGCCGGUGCUGAAUGACCGAAAGAGCCGGGAUGAGCCGACGAGCUUCAUCAUGAAACUCAUCACUGACACGAUUAGACACUAAUAAUGAAACCCGUAUCACAAACUAACCUUACAAACAGCAUGAACAGCUUGUAUAGUCAUUCCUGUCCAUUAAUUGGCAAUUGAAUUCAUUAACACGGCACACUACAUUUGUUUAAGAAAUUUUAUUUUAUUAUAAAGCUCUCUUCUACUUAUCUCUAUUACAUUAAUAGUAGAUACAAACAAUAAAACUAAAUACUGCUUGUCAAA
Messenger RNA from Silurus meridionalis, 1098 nucleotides. It is a transcript of the gene glo1, whose product is annotated as glyoxalase 1. Bases 111 to 653 code for a protein of 180 amino acids. The transcript has 6 exons. The record is from RefSeq and is a predicted model, not a curated record. Lineage: Eukaryota; Metazoa; Chordata; Actinopteri; Siluriformes; Siluridae. Gene Ontology annotation, molecular function: lactoylglutathione lyase activity; metal ion binding.